ACACACGCGCGCGCACAUGCACAUAGGCACACACAGAUAAGCACACACACACACACAAACGCACUCAGAUUCCCGGGACCCUGGUUUUCCUCCUGAGACCUUUUCGGGGCGGGGCUCUCACCCUCCAGAAGCAGCCCCGCCUUGGAGUGGCCCCACCCUCUCCUGGGACCUGUCAUAAAGCGGUCCUCGGGCGCCCGGCCGCGCAGUCCCAGCCGCCUUCCCCAGGCAGUGGAACCCUCAGGCUCUUGAGCUUCAGGAUGGUUCGUACUAAGAUAUGGACCCUGAAGAAGCACUUUGUUGGCCAUCCUACUAAUAGUGACUUUGAGUUGAAGACAGCUGAGCUACCACCCUUAAAAAAUGGAGAGGUCCUGCUUGAAGCUUUGUUCCUCACCGUGGAUCCUUACAUGAGAGUUGUGGAAAGUAAAAAUGCAGACCUACCAAAAGGAACUAUUGUACUGACUUCUCCAGGCUGGACAACACACUCCAUUUCUGAUGGGAAAGAUCUGGAAAAGCUGCUGACAGAGUGGCCAGACACAAUACCACUGUCUUUGGCUCUGGGGACAGUUGGUAUGCCAGGCCUGACUGCCUACUUUGGUCUACUUGAAAUCUGUGGUGUGAAGGGUGGAGAAACAGUGAUGGUUAGUGCAGCAGCUGGAGCUGUGGGCUCUGUUGUGGGGCAGAUUGCAAAGCUCAAGGGCUGCAAAGUUGUUGCAGCAGCAGGGUCUGAUAAAAAGGUUGCCUACCUUCAAAAGCUUGGAUUUGAUGUUGUCUUUAACUACAAGACAGUAGAGUCUUUGGAAGAAACCUUGAAGAAAGCCUCUCCUGAUGGUUACGAUUGUUAUUUUGAUAAUGUAGGUGGAGAGUUUUCAAACACUGUUAUCAGCCAGAUGAAGAAAUUUGGAAGGAUUGCCAUAUGUGGAGCCAUCUCUACAUAUAACAGAACCGGCCCACUUCCCCCAGUUGGGCUCAUUCAAUCAGUUUUGUUGCUGCGAAAACAGGUAGGUGGAGAGUUUUCAAACACUGUUAUCGACCAGAUGAAGAAAUUUGGAAGGAUUGCCAUAUGUGGAGCCAUCUCUACAUAUAACAGAACCGGCCCACUUCCCCCAGGUAAUGAGCACAUGCACACGAUCCCACAUGUCACAAGGCUGGACAAGGAGAAAAUUCACAGAUAUGCCAUAGGCCAGUGA
Messenger RNA from Mandrillus leucophaeus (drill), 1187 nucleotides. RefSeq names its product prostaglandin reductase 1-like. The coding region runs from base 258 to 1187 and encodes 309 amino acids. Gene Ontology annotation, biological process: prostaglandin metabolic process. The record is from RefSeq and is a predicted model, not a curated record. NCBI's taxonomy places the organism in Eukaryota, Metazoa, Chordata, Mammalia, Primates, Cercopithecidae. Gene Ontology annotation, molecular function: 15-oxoprostaglandin 13-reductase [NAD(P)+] activity. The transcript has 9 exons.